UGUACAUUUAUUUCAAUUUUAAAUUUGGAACAGAGGACAUGUCUAAAUUUUUCACAAGAAGCAGGAUGUUCCUUCUCUGAUAAGGAACCUCUGUAAAAUGACCACUUUGGAUUAAUCUCUGUGAUAGAUAAGCAUUUAUAUGAUGAGAUUGGCCGGAGAUCAGUGGGUUCAACACAGCAUGGAGAGCUGUGAAUUUCAUAAUUCAAAACGUAAACUCAUAAAUCAUGUUGCUUCUACACAAAGGAAAAGACCCACAUUAACCACAAACACCUGUUGGGAAAACCCAUCUCCAUUUCUCCUCGCCCGGUACAUUGCUGCAGCUAUGGGAAUUCAUUUCAUUGUGAUGAUAAUGAUAUACAGUGCCCUAAUAGUAAACUCAUUAUUCAACCAAGAAGCUCAAGUUUCUUUAAAUGAAAGAUACUGUCCAUGUCCUAAAAACUGGAUACAUUACAGAAACAAUUGCUACCAAUUUUUUGAUGAGAGCAAAAGCUGGCUUCAGAGCCAAGCUUCUUGUAUGUCUCAAAAUUCCAGUCUCCUGAAGAUAUACAGCAAAGAGGACCAGGAUUUCUUAAAAUUGGUGAAGUCCUAUCAUUGGAUGGGACUAAUAAGAAACUCAACAAAUGGAAUCUGGCAGUGGGAAGAUGGUUCCAAUCACUCUACCAGACAACUCACAUUGCUUGAAAUGGAAGAUGGGGACUGUGCAGUUUACGGCUCAAGUUUCAAAGGUUACACAGAAAACUGUUCAACUCCAUACACAUACAUCUGUAUGCACAGGAUUGUAUAAAGUAAAGAACUUAUUGUCUAUAAAAUAUAAUGGACUGAAAAACAGAAAUUCCGUUCCCCGAAUUUUCUCCAUGAAGAAACAUUCAGAAGAAAAUGCCAGCAAUAUUCAUUAAGUAUUUUCUCAUCAGCCAUGCAAACAAUUAAAGAAUUUAUCUUCUAUAGUAAUUUUUAAAUUACUGAGUGGUAAACAAAUUAUUUUUAAGUUUAAUAAACUGUUGAUAAUACCUAUGGUUGAUAAUAGCAGCACUAUUUAUAAUAACUAAGAUCUGGAAACAGCCCAAGUAUCCAUCAGUAGAUGAAUGGAU
This is a messenger RNA of Molossus molossus (Pallas's mastiff bat), 1088 nucleotides long. RefSeq names its product NKG2-D type II integral membrane protein. The record is from RefSeq and is a predicted model, not a curated record. Bases 140 to 784 code for a protein of 214 amino acids. The transcript is spliced from 8 exons. Gene Ontology annotation, molecular function: signaling receptor activity. Gene Ontology annotation, cellular component: external side of plasma membrane. NCBI's taxonomy places the organism in Eukaryota, Metazoa, Chordata, Mammalia, Chiroptera, Molossidae. Gene Ontology annotation, biological process: positive regulation of natural killer cell mediated cytotoxicity.